AUGGAUCUAACCGAGUCGAAUACGACCCCUGUUAAAUUCCGAACCAAGUCCAUAUUGGCAAUCGAUCAACCACAGCGAACGCAUCAUGGUCGUCUUGGUCUUGGUACUACAAGUCCUUCAGCUCUACUGCACGUCCCUGGUAGCAACAAUUUUGUAUCUGGAGCAGGAGGAACCACUGUCCAGAUUGAGAGCAGACAGUUGAUGCAGUCUCUGGAAGUGACAUCUGACCGUUGUUUGAAGCAGAACAUACACCCUUGUCCAAUUAACCGAGUAAAGCGGCUCUAUGAUAGCUGUGAGGUCAAGCUAUAUGACUGGAUCAAGAACAAGUCCGGACAAGAGGUUGGUCUUAUAGCUCAGGAUUUGGUCUCAGACAAUCUAACUGAGUUAAUAUCAAUCUUUUACAGAGAUGAUAUCGAAGCGGGAAAGACCCAAGCCUUAAACCCGCUAAGCAGCAUCUUAACAUUGAUUAUAAUCGGAUCAGUGCGUAUGAACAUGAUUCAGCAUCAUUUGGGUGAGGUAAUUGGUUCUACAAUCAUGCACGGUGAUCAGAUCGUAGCUUUCGGAGAUAGUGCAUUCAUUCCUAUCAGAGACGCGAAGACAGGGGAAGAUGCUAUAAUCGAUAUUCAAGUUGGAGAGAAAGAAUUAGUAUAUAUCGUGGAAUGGCGAAUAGAGCUUUAG
Plasmopara halstedii is the source of this 678-nucleotide messenger RNA. RefSeq lists its product as uncharacterized. The record is from RefSeq and is a predicted model, not a curated record. NCBI's taxonomy places the organism in Eukaryota, Oomycota, Peronosporomycetes, Peronosporales, Peronosporaceae. Bases 1 to 678 code for a protein of 225 amino acids. The transcript has 4 exons.